Molecule: messenger RNA, 3734 nt
Organism: Nicotiana tabacum (common tobacco)
Lineage: Eukaryota; Viridiplantae; Streptophyta; Magnoliopsida; Solanales; Solanaceae
Source: RefSeq, a predicted model, not a curated record
AUCAUGUAAAGGUUGCCGCAAGUAUAAUUCAAGGAGGAAUUCACAAGAAAAAGAGCAGAAACUUUGGGAUCGACUGUCGCGUGAUCCCAGAUGAUAUCACAAUAGUAAAUACAAUAUAGUAAUAGAAUAAUUAAAAAGAAAGUGAAACAAAACAAAAAUUGAAGUUUCCUAUUAACAAAAGGAAAUAGUUUAGAAAAUUCCAUACCCCAAAUAAACACUAAACUCCAACCCAACAAUUUCUGAAACCUUUUCCAUCUACAUACUUUAGUUGUUAAAAUAUACAUAGAUUUUUUCUACAGCUCUAAAACCCUUCUCCCAAUUCUUCAGUUUCUUCAUAAUUAUCAGCCGCUGUAAAUUACCCCGUAAUUCUUCAUCUUUCCGUGGUUGUUUGGUCGCUGGUGAUAAUGUUCCAACAGUCUAGGUAAAUUUACCAUUGUUGUUUCUUCCGAUCAUCUAACACUUUUUUCUUGAUAGAAAUUAAAGUUGUGAUCUUGCGACUGUUAUGUUGACUUCUACUGUAAUUUAGUAGUACAUUAAGACCUCUAAGCUGAUGAUUUUUUGUUAUUGACGUAUGAUUAUGCUUUUUUCCUGGCUUUGAUGCUUUGUGUUGCAGAAUUUAUUUAUUUAUUUUUGUGUUGCUGGAAGAUAGAAUCUUUGUUCAUCUUUCUCUUUAUUGUUCUUUUAAGAGCUGAAUCAUUUUAAAUGCUCUGCUUUCUACUUUUGUUAUUAAUUUUUUUUCUUUUUUCAACUCAAAUAGCCGAAAACUUGUAAGAACUUCAUCUCUUAAUAGUGUAUGGUACGACAAUCUCGUUAUACCCCCUAUCUGCUAAAGGUAUUAUAGCUUGGUUACUUAUAGCUUGAAGGGGAGCCUUGUAGCAACGGUAAAGUUGUCUCCGUGUGACCACCUAUAGGUCGCGGGUUCGAGCUAUGGAAACAACCACUAAUGCUUGUAUUAGGGUAAGCUGUCUACAUCACACCCAAGAGGUGCCGCCCUUCCCCAAACCAUGCGUGAACACGGGAUGCCUUGUCCACCAGGCUGCCCACUUAUAGCGUGAUAAGUCUGAAAAGUUUCCAGCUUCAGGUACCACCGGUAGUUGAUAUUCAUUUGUCUUACGUUGCACUAAAAGAUGUUAUAGCUUUGCACUAGAUUAAUUUUUCUUAAGUUACACUAAAUUUCGACCACAAUUACUGAAAAGAUGUUCAGUUGAAGAAUCUUCAGAUGUUAUAGCUUUUAAAACUAUGUCUGUGGCCUAUACUUUUUGAAGAUUUUUGAGGAAGCAAAAACCAGCUGCAUUGGGGUACUUUGUUAUGUGCUUGGCUUUCUAGAUUUAUGUCUUCCGAGUUAUGUGAAAGAACAUUAAUCAUGAUGUUUAUGCAGGUCAUUGCUUUUGGCAGGUGAUACUGUUUUUUGGAUUAGGACAUUGCCUUGUUUAAACGAUUUUGAAGUGUGAUCAGGAUUUAGUGUUAUAAUCAACUCUUACAUUACACCAUGGAGAAAAUCAGAAGCAAAAGUUGGAUUGGAAACAUAUACCACAAGUUUGAGGCUGUGUGCCAGGAGGUAGAUGGAUUUGUAACCAAGGACACAGUUAAAUAUGUUGAGAAUCAGGUGCAAACUGUUGGUGCAAGCAUGAAAAAGUUAUACUCUGGUGUAGUGCAAGAUUUUCAUAUCCCAAUAGAUGAUCAUAUAAAAAGGGGAACACAAGCUGUCAAUGGAAAGCAAAAGUACGAUGUUGGUACUUAUACUAGUUCAGUCGCAGGCACUACACAGAACCCUAUCAAAGAACAAUCAUCUCUGGAUCACGAUGCUGAUAGUUUCAUCGAAAGCCAAAAUGCUUCAACUUCAACUGAACUUGAUGGUUUAAUAGCUUCCGAAGAAGGAGAAAUUGAUUUUUCUGUAGGAAAUGAUAGAGCAGGUGCAACUUGUAAGAGCUCUUGUACGGUUUUUGAAAAGAAUAUGACAAGGGAGGAAGAACUGGUAGAUGAGGAAUCAAGUACUUCGGUAGCCACAAUUUCAUCUGAAUCCUGUUCUGACAAAGAUUCCAAAGAUACCAAGAGCGGUAGCUUUUCAGAUGAUGAUAACUGUUUUUCUGAUGUAUCAAGCUCUCAGAUGAUUAUACUACAAGAUGAUAUCGUUAGGGAGGAACAACCACUGGCUGAGGGAUCAAGUUCAUUUCUGGAUAAUUUGUCUAAAUCACAAUCCAGUGCCUCUGAGAAGAAUGAGAAAAUGUUUGAUAGCUCUCCUGAUGCUAUUAACUGUAUUUCAACUGCACCAAGUAGUCAGAUUGUUUUGCAACGGAACAUCACUGGUGCGGUUCAACCAAUCACUGCUCAAUCAAAUUCUUUUGGAGAUAUUGCUUUAUCCAAGUCAUUACCAUCUUUAAUAGAGGAAAGUCAUGGAAAUUCCAUCACGGCUAAGUUCCCAAAUCCAACUUCAUUUUUUGAUACAGAACUUGGAACCUUCCCAGAGGAUGAGAGAGGAUGCAACAGGUUUUUUGAUGCUGCUGAGAGCAUUUCCAAUGUUUCAAUGACUCAUACGAUAUUGCAAGACAAUAUCACCAGUGAGGAUCAACUUGCACCCAAGAAAUCAAGUUCUAUUAGAGAUAAAAGUUUGCCACAAACCCCAGCAUUUACAUCUGAUAUACCUCCAACUUCACUUAGUGAUGCAGGAUUUGGGGUGUCCAUGCCCGUCUGUAAAAGCUUCUUGGACAAUGUUACUUGUGUUUCUGAUAAGUCAAGUAAGGGGGCAUUUGAAGACGCUCCAAAUACAUUCCAGUCAUCUGAACUUGUACUUUCUCGAGUUCUUGUUGAGAAUGAAAGCGUGGAUGUAGACACCGGAGUAUCAGACUCUUCCCCGUUAACAGAAUCUUCUAGCCUGUCAAGUGGAAACUGUUCACUGGAAGCAGAGUCCAAUUGUAGUAUCUCCACUGGCCUCUCAUCUUCCUUGUCAACUCCUUUAGCGAGUGCAAACAAUGUUGUUGCUGUCAUUCCAGCUCUCUCAAGCGCUGCUGCAUCGUUGAUGGGUUUCAGUGAUGUAAACAUUUCGAGUUCUCACGAGUCAGUUGGGGAUUCUGGUUCAAUAAGAAAUAACCUUGAGUGGUAUCCAAGCUCUCAGUUGAAGGCUCUUAUGUGUCCCGCAGAAAUAGGAUGCUUGAAUGAUUGCUGCAUUGAUCUUCCUGGGAUGGAAACGAUUGAUCUAACUGAUAAGGGAAAGCUCGAGGAAAGUUGUGUCCUUGUGGACAAUAAAUUACAAAGAACUGUUUCGUUUAGGCCAAGGAAAUAUAAGUCGUACAAGGAACUAAUACAGGAGGCAUUUGCUUCUAGGAAGAGCCUGAUAAAGGAAUACAAGCAAUUGGCUGUUUUAUAUGCAGACGUCGAUGCAGAAACUAGCCAGCGCACUGAGUUGCCUUCUCUUCCUUCACCAUGUUUACGCUCAACAGAAUCGUCCAUCUGUGAAUCUGGGUGGGAGCUUCUAUAAAUAAGCAUUUUUUCUGUGCAAACUUUCCCAUGUUAAUGAUUUUUACUGGGAAUUUUCUCUUUACAAAGGUUCCAUAAAAUGGUUAGCGGUCGAGCUAAUCAUUAGUCUUAUUUGUGAGAUAAAUGAUGGAAACUACAUCUUUCAUUUUUCCUUUUCACUUAAUUCGCCGAUUACUCUGUUCAAACUCUGAUCUCAAAGUAUGAUUUGAAGUUAAAAUCGAAGAGGGAGAUCCGGAAUCAAUAAGACAGGUAAUUCUCCA